This is a messenger RNA of Cimex lectularius (bed bug), 591 nucleotides long. RefSeq lists its product as uncharacterized. Bases 55 to 588 code for a protein of 177 amino acids. Lineage: Eukaryota; Metazoa; Arthropoda; Insecta; Hemiptera; Cimicidae. The transcript has 2 exons. The record is from RefSeq and is a predicted model, not a curated record.
GAGUACUGCUGCUACCGUAACUCCAGCGAUUUUAUGGCUAAUUAGUUUUUCAAGAUGUUAAAGAAAAUCGCUUUUUUGCUAUGCUUUGUGGAUCUAUCUUUGGCCGGACCUUUGGGAAAGAUCAGGGAGUUAAGAGUGAAGAUGGAGGAAACAAGCUCGGUGAAGAUGCUCGGCGUUGUACCAGUCCAGGAAGAAAGGCAAGCGGCGGUUAUUGGCGUUUUGGGCUCGGCGAUCGCCCCGAUAGUCGGUGCCGUCGUUGGACCGAUUUUGACAAACUUGGCCAACGGUUUGGUCGGAGUGCUCACAGGCAAUAGGCCCGGAAGCUCCGGUUCUAAGCCAUCUUUCGACGCUUACAUGAUUCAAGUACCUGGCGCUGAAGGGCCGUACAUGCUUUUGACUCAAGAGACCGCCCUUGGAGGGGUCGAAGGGCCUUACAGAACACCUUCUGGCGGAUUGAUGAACAUCUCCCCAAUAGGCAAAGUAAACAUAAAACAUAAUCCUAUUUUACCCAUAAAGCCGGAAACGGACGACGAAGUUACAGUUGAAGACUUGAAGGGAGCUGAUGAUGAAGAUUCAAGUCCUCAUUAAUUA